AUGAGUGAAUUCGUCACAGACUUGAUCAAGAAGCAUGCAGCCGAGUGUGGUGAAAAUGAGUACAACGGUAUGAUGGGUCUCCGUAUCUCAGCCAUUUUCGUGAUCCUUGUUGGCUCUGGAUUUGGUGCCUUUUUCCCUAUUUUAUCUUCGAGAUACUCCUUCUUGAAGAUGCAUCCAUAUUUUUUCUUUUUCUGCAAAUACUUUGGUUCUGGUGUGAUCGUCGCUACUGCCUUCAUCCACUUGCUUUCGCCAGCCAGCGACAGUUUGUCUUCUGAAUGUUUGAGCCAUGCAUGGCACGAAUACCCAUACGCCUACGCUAUCUGUAUGGUUACCUUGUUCGCCUUGUUUUUCUUUGAGUUGAUGGCUUUCAGAGUUGUUGACAAGAAGGUUGGUAACGCUUCGCACUCCCACUCUCACUUCGGUGAAGAGAGCACUUUCGUCAAGAAGGACAACGAAGACUCUGCCGAUGAAGACUCCACCCCAGCUGACGCUGACAGACCAGCUUCUCAGCCAUACCCUAGCCACUUCUCCCAUGCUGCUCAACAUCAAGACCCAGAGGCCAUCGGUACUCACCUCGAGGAGGCCGAUAAGGAGCAGUACUAUGGUCAAUUGUUGAAUGUGUUUGUCUUGGAGUUCGGUGUUAUUUUCCACUCUGUCUUUAUCGGAUUGACUUUGGCCGUUUGUGGUGAUGAGUUCAAAACCUUGUAUCCCGUCAUUGUUUUCCACCAGCUCUUCGAGGGUUUGGGUUUGGGUGCCCGUAUUGCAGCCAUUUUCUGGCCAAAGGACAAGAGAUGGACUCCAUGGUUGUUGGCUCUUGGUUACACUCUCUGUACUCCUAUCGCUAUCGCUAUUGGACUCGGUGUGCGCGAGUCCUACGCUCCAGGUUCUGCCACUUCUUUAAUUGCUUCCGGUAUCUUCGACUCGAUCUCUGCCGGUAUUUUGCUCUACACUGGUCUCAUUGAGUUGAUGGCACACGAGUUCUUGUUCUCUGGUGAGUUCAAGCUGGAGGGUGGAUUCAAGCGUAUGCUUUGGGCCUAUGCACUUAUGUGUUUUGGUACCGGUAUCAUGGCCUUAUUGGGUAAAUGGGCUUAA
Messenger RNA from Australozyma saopauloensis, 1092 nucleotides. RefSeq names its product low-affinity Zn(2+) transporter (gene ZRT2). Bases 1 to 1092 code for a protein of 363 amino acids. Gene Ontology annotation, cellular component: plasma membrane. Gene Ontology annotation, molecular function: low-affinity zinc ion transmembrane transporter activity. The transcript has a single exon. Lineage: Eukaryota; Fungi; Ascomycota; Pichiomycetes; Serinales; Metschnikowiaceae. Gene Ontology annotation, biological process: zinc ion import across plasma membrane. The record is from RefSeq and is a predicted model, not a curated record.